GGUGCGAGGGUCGCGGACGCGUCUCGUAGUGGGGGCGAUGGAGAACGGGCGUCGGGGGCGCAGCGCCUCCCGCGCGUCCUCCACCACCUCCUCCAGCCUCGAGGUGCGCUGCGCGUGCCAGUACUAUAGGAGCGACUCGCUGCUGCCGGAGCGGAGCGCACUCGCGACGGUGAGGCCGGCCCCGAGGCAGACAGCUAUCAGGAUGGUACAGACACCGCCGGCCGGCAGGAGACAGCCGGUACGAUGCGGGGAUCAUGACUACGAGCCCAUCGGCACUCCAGCUUUGCGGAUGGCGAUCUCCCAGAACUCGAUGUCAUCCCGACUAGCUGCUCCCGUGGUCAAGAUCACGGAUACGGAUAUGGUUCCGGUUGCUGACAGCGAUGACAGUAUCGAGGAUCGCUACCGCUUCAAGGAACGCGCUCAUAUUCUGGAGGGUGACGUCGUCCUGCCACUCGACGGAUGCAUCGAGGACCACGCGAUGCACAGUAGAAAUCUGGGUGACGAGACCGUCGAUACGUCGGCCGACGAGCUCGACGGCGUCCAGCAGGGAAAACUCAAUAUCGAUUCGCAAAAUUCCCUGACAGUGGCAAAUGAGUUGAGCACCAAUGUCGCGACCCCGAACAAUCAGGAGGAGCUGUCAAAGCCGGAGAAUGGCACUGGAUUCCAUGAGAAAUUUAAAAAUCAAGCUGGAAAAAUUCGUUCUCGGCUACGUAGUAUCCAAAAAUCCACUUUCUCCAUGCCCCACAGCCGACAAAAGGCAACGGAGACGACGUUGACGACGACGGUGCCUAAUGCCAAGCCACCAUCCUCACCCAGAAUGGAUCAAAAGGCCAGCAGGAUUGAGCGCUUUCGUAUGGCUCUUCCGGAAAGGCCGCGUUUCUCCCUCCCCGAUAAGUCCAAGUUCCAUUUGCCCGACAGAUCCAAGUUCCAUCUUCCCGAUAGAUCCAAAUUCCAUCUGCCAGAACGUCCGAAAUUUAAUUUGCCCGAUAAAUCGAAAUUUCAUAUUAAGAAGCCGAACAUUCAGUUGCCCAAGUCCUUGACACGCCCGCGAAGAACGGCCUCAGGACGAAUUUCACAGGAUGAGAGUCAGACACCGAAGGGAGAUUCUAAUACAACUUCGCGUCGCAACAUUUUUGACUUUUCGACGUAUCCACGUCCAAAAUUGUUCGAGCGUAAGUCCAAAGCCAAAGCCGACUACGUCACAUCAUCGCCGAAAGAAUCUCGAUCGCAGUCGACUGAAUCCUCGACGUUCCCGCGAUCAAAGAAAUCGUCAUUAUCGUUGAGUGAGCGCUGGGCUCAGAGAUUCGGCGACACGUCACGAUUUUUUCACGAUUCAUCGUCGAUCACGGAUGAAAAUAUCAUCGAUAGAUCAAAGCCCUGGCUGCAUCCGUCUUUUGAGAAGCCAAGAUUUUCGCUAAAACCUCAGACGUCGAAGGAUGACGGCGAGGAUGAUGACGAGGACAAUGAGGAAGAUGAUGAGGAGGGGGAGGAGGAGGAAGAUAAAUUGCCGUGGGAAAAUACAGAAAGGAGAACGUACGUAGUGGACGAUGAAGAUAUUCUGGAGGACGAAGAAGAAAAGAAUAUAUCACCUCAGGAUAACAUCCGGUCCAAGAAAGAGGAUUUUAUUUUCGGCAACCAACUCAUUAAAGAUCCAAGAGUGAGCGACGAGGAAUUAAUGAAUCGUAUUGGAAAUGAACAGCCAAAGAAAAAAGUUCGUCUGGUCGAGAGCGUCAAUGGAUCGAGCAUUGAUCCCGAUAUAGAAGACGAUACAGCGUAUCAUCAGCAAGAAGUGUUUGAUGUUGGAUUUCCACCGGUGGAUCCACGUGUUUUCGAUGCAAACCGAGAACAUUCCGAGGGUAUGUCGGAAGACGAAGACUGCUCAUCCAUCAGGUCGGACCGGGAGAUCCAACAGUCGAGCGGAAGUUCAUGCGAGCGACGCCGUCAUGGAGUUAUAGAAGAAAUAGACUCGGAUGAAUUCUUUUUAAGAGAAAAGGGCAUCAGUCAAGAAAAUAUGAGAUUCCACCUAAUCAGCGAAAUAAGGGACGCCCUGAGGCCACGUAACGCCUUGGCCGAUGAAAUACCACCCGAGCGGCCAAAACGCAUGCGAUCUUUCCGCAAACGGAAGGAAGAGUCUCUGGAAUCGCUCGAGGCGACGCCUCCUCCCGAGAGGCCAAAUCGAGAUCGCGCCUCGCUACGUCGUAGUCAGGAGUCCUUUGGACAGACGAGUCUUGAUCGAGUCAACAGCCUAUCGCGGCAUCGAAUCGUCUACCAAACGGAGACGCCUCCAACGCCUACGGACUAUGAGCACAGUAGCGAACCCCUCGACAACAUCGUCGUGCUCAAACCCGAGAGAAGAAAGUCCUCCAAGCACUCGAUCAAGAGCCAGAGCCAUACGGAGCUCCCGAUCGAGGAACAGAGUCUCAUGCUCAGCCCGAUGGUGCAGCAGCUUCCGCCGACCAUCCCUCGUCGUAGAAAACGACUGCGAAGGGACCAGUCAUCUGAUUUAAGCUUACGGACCAUUGACGGUGCAUUGUGCAAUGGUUACGGCAACGGCAACUCCUUCGAUCAGUCUCAUGAGAUGAUACCACCAACUCCGCCACCGACUCCGCCGCCCGAAUUUCCGGAGGAUAACGAGUCGUUGCAGGACCUCGAUAGUAUCGUACCGCCCGUGCCUCCGAAACGCACGCGCUCCAUCUCCAGGACAGCCUCUCUACCACCGGAGGACGACCGCACAUCCCACGGCGCAGAUUCGUUGCCGAAUGACUUUGGGUACGUUGACGAUGAUUUGCCGACGAUACCGAGGGACUCGUCGUCGCGCGAGCCCAGCUUGCCUGGCUACGCCGUCAUCGAGAAAAAGGAUAAGCCACCGAGGCCACCACCCCCCAGGAGAAAGCGGCAGCAGAAAUAUGCCACAGCUCCGAGGCCCACCAAAACCACUCCGCAGAGACCACAAAGAGCCUAUAGCACCCUAAGGCUUACCAAAUCUAACUCAAUAAGAAAAUCGAGUGAAUCGAUGCCAUUUAUCGAUCACGACUAUUCCCUGGAGAACGAUGACGAUUUUCAUAAGGACUUAUUGAGUGGCGAAGUUGUUGUCAAAAUGCAAGGUCGGCCAUUGCCUGCGCCACCUCGACCUCCCCGACAUCGUAAAGUUCGCAGGAGCCCGGUGCGGCAAAUCACUCCAGACUUCUCGGAAACCGUUGCCUCCACUCAAACAGAUCCACUGCCAGAUGAUCUUGUCAUCGAGGAAGAAAUUACCGCGGCUAAGCUCGUGGUCACACCCUCGAGAAGCGGCUCGACGAAGGUAUAUAUAAGCACCGAGAGGAUACCGAGUCCAACGGUAGGAAGUUACAGCAGUACAAGAAGUGCAACGCCCUUGAUGCCAACGAUUCCACCACUUCCGGAUGCAGUUCAGCAACAGAGGGAUACAAAUGAACCGCGAGCUAUGGACACGGGAGAGAGCCAGCAAAAAAUACCGUCCUCUGGUGAAUUUAAACGACUCGAUCCAUGCCAAUUAGAUCUUAUUCGUUCGGCCUUAUUUUCCACCGAGCAGCCACUUAAAAUCCCGAGCCUUGAAGUGACGGAUCUAAAAGUCGAUCGCCUAACCGUCUCGCAAAUAGAGGCAUACAAAGUCGUGGCCUCGGAGAUCGACGCCAUUGUAGUCUCCGCGACUGAGAUGUCGAACAAGGGCGAAGCCGAGGGCGGUGUUCAUCCCUCACUGCUUCAAGAACUUAUAUCCAUAAGAGAUCAAUUAGAAGCGGUAAUGGCGGCUCAAUCGCAGUCGCAAUCGCGUCCGCAGUCCGUAAUGGAGGACGCGUGCAUCGGCACCAGCAACGAGAGGAUCAACACCACGGAGGAAUCUGACGGUGAGGUCGAGAGGCGUCCCUUCGUAAGGGAAAGCUCGCCUUUGCUGAUCGUUGAGCCGCUGAGCAACGAGCAGGUGUCCACCGUAGAAAUGGGCCGAACCGUCUUACCGCAGUCGUCUUCUACCACUGACCUCACUGCCAUGGACGACGUCGAUGCGACUGUGACGUCGGCAUCCAAGUCAUUUAUCGAAAUGAAAAAAAAAAAAAAAUCAAUAUCUUAGAGGAUGGAAGAGCCAAUGGCGGCUGCGAUUGUAGCAACUUACGGGCAUCCGACUCGAGCAUCCGACAGGGCAACAUCCGAGCCGACGGCAGUCACGGGCGAUCGACCGGAGUUAAAUUCGAGAUCGAGAUCUACAUCGCCAAGUCGAAGUGUCCCCGGUGCCAUCAGACAAACAGCAUCACCGGUAAAGUCACUACCACCCGUGAUUUCCGUAACACCCGACAGUAUAAUUACACCGGCGACACUGGGCAACAACAGCAUGCCAAUCAAACACGUAACAUCCAACGAAGUCCAACCCCAACGUGCUGUUAUAUCGUACUCUUCCUCGGACGAGGGAGCAGCGCCAUCAUCGCCAUCAUCGCCAUCAUCGCAUCAUCCACCCCGCGAAAGCUCCCAACUCCCGUCGUCUUUGCCGACGGAUAUGUCCUCCCAAAGAUCAUCCACUCGUCACGCGAAAGAAUCCACCCAAUCAUCAAAGGCCCAAGACAAAAUCAUAGCCUUCCACACUUCACAAAUCCCCCCAGAAUUUUUCAGACUAGUCAAUCCGCCAUUAUUAUCGUCAGCCAUCACAACCGCACCACAACAGCGAUCCGUCGUAGAGGUAGAGCCGAGCGUUGCCGAAAUGAUUGGGCAAUUGUUCCGAGCGUUGAGUCUUGCUGGGACGCGCUCAUUCAGGCAUUUUGUCGAUUCUGUAGUUUCUAGAUUCGAAGGUCAGUCGGAUACAGCCAGAGGGGAGGAGAAAGUAAGGCGGAUCGAGUUAGCGAUGUGCGCCCUGCUGAUACUCAUAGCUGGCCUCAUCAUCUUCUGCAUCUGUACCCCGAGAUCCGUCACGCAUCAUCAUCAUUGGGACUACUUCAAUCCACCCAAGUGAUCGUUUGAUUGAGCAUCCUUAUAAAUUUGCGAGUGAACUUCCCACACAAUUCUACGUUUUUUACUUCAAUCCAUAUAUCUCAUCAAAUAAAAUAAUCAACUGCUACUAUUGUCACUC
Molecule: messenger RNA, 5071 nt
Organism: Ceratosolen solmsi marchali
Lineage: Eukaryota; Metazoa; Arthropoda; Insecta; Hymenoptera; Agaonidae
Exons: 14
Source: RefSeq, a predicted model, not a curated record